This is a messenger RNA of Symbiodinium sp. CCMP2456, 1155 nucleotides long. Lineage: Eukaryota; Dinophyceae; Suessiales; Symbiodiniaceae. The record is from the annotation of a GenBank genome assembly.
AUGUCAGGACUGGGAGAACCAGAAACACAAGGCGAAGAGGUCAAGUUGAUCUUUGAAUUGCUGGAUGUUGAUCACAGCGGCAAAAUCGAUGCUGAUGAAAUGAAAAGAGUUCUGCUCUCGCUCAGCUUCAGCCCAGACAGCGUUCAGACCCUCAUUGAUCAGUUCGACAAGAACAAGGAUGGCGAGCUUUCUAUCAUCGAGUUCUGGAGUUGGGUCAACGGCCAUGAUGGCAGGCAGACGGAUGACUAUCGCCCGCAGUUGCUGAACAUGGCUGUUGCCGAGAACAAGCGAAAGAUCCACGAAACCGAGGAGCGGCUCGCCGCCUUCCGCAGCAGGAAAGAUGCCGAAGAGGCCAAAGCAGCCGAAGAGGCAAGGAGACAAGAGGAGAGAGAACGGGGCCUGCGCUUCAGUCGCGACGAUUUCGUCAGACAGAAGAUGGAGGCUGGAUUCUCCAGAGCUGUUGCGGAGGAGUUGUACAGCAAAUGUGACCAAGACCGGGACGGCGAGGUUAACUACCAGGACAUCGGAUGGCUUGUGUCAGACAACUUGGCCACCGUGGACCAAGUGAGACAGACGUACCAGAAAGGGGUGCAGAAGAAGGAAGAGGACAUCAGCUGGAGCGACGACUGGAAAUCCGAAGUCUCCAAACUCCUGAAACGGCGCGGUUUCAAAGAGGAGGAGGAAGGCUUGAAAUACCAUGCCACGAAUGCGGCUGGAGAGUCCAUCGCUCUAAGAGAGAUUCUCAAGGACAAGACUGCAUCUCUGGAUAGCAAGCACUUCCCCAUCACGCUCCAUUUGCAGGCCUCGAACGUGACUGUCGUGGAUUGCGACGACAGGGGCCUCGAUCAGCUCGUCGACACCUUCUUGGCUUGGGACAAGAAUGGAGAUGGAAAGGUUUCCACAGAGGAGAUGGGCCAGGUUCUGAAGCAGGUGAACCCUAAGUUCACAGAGGUCACUCUCAACAAGAUCUUCGCAGAGAUUGACGUGAACAAUGAUGGAGUCAUUGACCUGCAGGAAUUCGUCUCCUGGCUCUCCGGGGAGAACCUGAAGACGGGGAAGAAAAAGAAGAAGAUGAAAAAGAAAGCCAAGGCGGAGCAAGAUGCAAAAAUUGCGCAGACGCUGCAACGAAAGGGUGCAGAACACCUGCGCCAAUGA